AUGGCCGGGAUCCGCUGUGCCCCGCUGCUGCUGCUGCUGCUGCUGCUCCUGCACAGCCUGGGCGCCUGCGGGGCCCCUCCGCAGCCCCGCGGCUCCCUGUGCCGGACCAAGCCCACGGACCUGGUGUUCAUCAUCGACAGCUCGCGCAGCGUGCGGCCGCACGAGUUCGAGAAGAUCAAGGUGUUCGUGUCGCGGGUGAUCGAGGCGCUGGACGUGGGUCCCAACGCCACCCGCGUGGGCAUCAUCAACUACGCCAGCGCCGUGCGCAGUGAGCUGGCCCUGCACAGCCCCCAGAGCAAGGCGGCCCUGCUGCAGGCCGUGCGCAGGAUCCAGCCCCUCUCCACCGGCACCAUGACCGGCCUGGCCAUCCAGUUCGCCCUCAGCCGCGUCUUCGGCGCCGCCGAGGGCGGCAGGGACGGCACGGCCAACUUCAAAAAGGUGGCCAUCGUGGUGACCGACGGCCGGCCCCAGGACGGGGUGCAGGACGUGUCCACCCGCGCCAGGGCCGCGGGCAUCGAGAUCUUCGCCAUCGGCGUGGGCAGGGUGGACAUGGGCACGCUGAGGCAGAUGGCCAGCGAGCCCCUGGACGAGCACGUGGACUACGUGGAGAGCUACAGCGUCAUCGAGAAGCUGACCCACAAGUUCCAGGAGGCUUUCUGUGUGGUGUCCGACCUGUGUGCCACGGGGGACCACGACUGCGAGCAGGUGUGUGUCAGCACCCCAGGGACCUACAGGUGUGCCUGCAGGGACGGCUUCAGCCUCAACAGCGACGGCAAGACCUGCACCGCUUGCAACGGUGGCUUGGGGUCUGCUCUGGAUCUCGUGUUCCUCAUCGACGGCUCCAAGAGUGUGAGGCCUGAGAACUUCGAGCUGGUGAAGAAAUUCAUCAACCAAAUCGUGGAUUCGCUGGAGGUGUCGGACAAGCAGGCCCAGGUUGGGCUGGUGCAGUACUCCAGCUCUGUCCGGCAGGAGUUCCCCCUGGGGCAGUUCAAGAACAAGAAGGACAUCAAAGCAGCGGUGAAGAAAAUGUCCUACAUGGAGAAGGGGACCAUGACAGGCCAGGCUCUCAAGUACCUCGUUGACAGCUCCUUUGCUGCCAUCAACGGGGCGCGCCCCGGGGUCCCCAAGGUGGGGAUUGUCUUCACCGAUGGGCGCUCACAGGAUUAUAUCUCAGAUGCUGCCAAGAAAGCCAAGGACUCAGGAUUUCGGAUGUUUGCCGUGGGGGUCGGCAACGCCGUGGAGGAUGAGCUGAGGGAGAUCGCCUCAGAGCCGGUGGCUGAGCAUUAUUUCUACACCGCCGACUUCAGGACCAUCAGCAGGAUCGGGAAGAAGCUGCAGAUGAAGAUCUGUGUUGAGGAAGAUCCGUGUGAGUGCAAAUCCAUCGUGAAGUUCCAGACCAAGGUAGAGGAGCUCAUCAAUUCCCUGCAGCAGAAACUGGAAGCUGUGGCCAAAAGGAUCGAAGCCCUGGAGAACAAGAUCAUCUAA
Pseudopodoces humilis (Tibetan ground-tit) is the source of this 1485-nucleotide messenger RNA. RefSeq names its product matrilin 1 (gene MATN1). Gene Ontology annotation, molecular function: calcium ion binding. The record is from RefSeq and is a predicted model, not a curated record. Lineage: Eukaryota; Metazoa; Chordata; Aves; Passeriformes; Paridae.